AUGGUAGAAGUGCCACCAUCUUCACCAGCUAGUGCCUCCCCUCAAGGCAAGGCUCAUGCGCUUGGAAUGGUUGAUAUUUGUGACAAUGAUGAAAGCCACGACGACCUAGGUAGCUCACAUGCUUGGGUUUCUAGCCCUCGAGAUAAUAGUGCAACGGGUUUUCCUUCCAGUGCGUGCGACCCAAAUCAUAAGGAUGUGAGGCUUGAUGGGGCUUCUCAACGGAUGACCACUCGGAGUGAGAGAAUGCGUACUAGGGGUGGAGGUAGUCGAGUGGUCGCCACCCUUACUCUUUGA
This is a messenger RNA of Dovyalis caffra, 294 nucleotides long. The record is from the annotation of a GenBank genome assembly. Lineage: Eukaryota; Viridiplantae; Streptophyta; Magnoliopsida; Malpighiales; Salicaceae.